CCUGUACGGAAGAAGAAGAACAAAUCGUUCCUUGUUUGAUUCAAGCUGGCUGCAAGUCUGUGGGUCGGUAAUGGGUGAGGGUUCCCCCCCAUAGACAGAUUUUUGAAGCAGUAGAAGCAAGCUCAGAUUCUCCACCUCUCAUGUGCUGUUUGCUCCUCUGAGGCCAUGGAGUCCAACGACUCCAGUCUCUUGGACGGUCUCUUUGAGGGGCAGGAAGAACAGGUCCCCGGCGGUGCCUUCUCUGCAGCAGAGCCCAAACUCAGCUUCUUGCUUCAAGACCACGCUUACGGAUGUGUUCCAGAGAAAACGUAUGAAGCCUGGGCACCCAGCGGGGCACAGGGUCCUCCAAACGACAGUGAGACAGAAGAUCUCUUACAGUUCCUGAUCAACCCAAACGACAUUUAUGAUUUGAGGAGUCCCGUUACCUCCCCAGAGAGCGACAGCGGGAUCUCUGAUGAUCCCCAUGUGGACGCACCCCGGCGAAACGAGCUCAGCCCCACAGACCUGUCCCCUGACGUCAUUUAUGAGGUUAUCUGUGACACGGGCACAGCGGAGGAGGCGACAGAGCCUGCUCAUGUCUUCUCUAAACCCUUAGGGAACCAGACAUCUCUGUCGAUACUCCCUGAGGCCUGUGUUGUGAGCGAGGGGUCACUGGCCUUCUUGGAGAACGGGAUCAGAUUCCACAUGGCAGACAUUCCCAGGGUUCAGGAUUCUUUCGUUCAGCUGCCCCUCCCAGGCCUGUACUUGACAGAGGAAGAGAGACACCUCCUUGGCCAGGAAGGGGUCUUGGUGCACAGAAACCUCCCCCUCACCAAGACGGAGGAACGGAUCCUGAAGAAAGUGCGGAGGAAAAUUCGGAACAAACAGUCGGCACAGGACAGCCGACGACGCAAGAAGGAAUACAUUGACGGGCUGGAGAGCCGGGUGGCAGCCUGUUCGGUGCAGAACCAGGAACUGAGGAAGAAAGUGCAGGAACUGGAGACGCACAAUGUGUCCCUGCUGGGUCAGCUUCAGAAACUGCAAGGACUCAUCAAACAAACCUCCACUAAGGCAGCCCAGACCAGCAUCUGCCUCGUGAUCCUCAUGUUCUCCCUGGGACUUCUCAUCCUGCCCAGUUUCAGCUCGCUUCUCGGUGGGACUCAGAUUAGCCGGGAUGGCUACAAACCCGCUGGAGUGAUAUCCCGACACAUCCUGAACAAAGGAGGGUUGUCUGAUCCAGAGGAGCCCAUCAGCGCCAACAACCCAGAACUGCCUCGCACUCAAAUGGAGCAGCUGCAGGAUGGCCCUGCCGCCAGCGAUGGGGAGCGAGCCACCGUUGAUAACUCCGAAGCAGCUGAGGAGAGGGUUAUUUCAAACACGUCUGAUCCAGGGUCACUGGGGGACUCCCAAGCAGAACCAAAAGAAGGUUUGUUGGCUGACUCGAUAAGGCCCAAGCCAGGGCAAGACCCAACCAAGCAAAUGCACACGGAUGAGAUGUAACAAACGAGGGACUGGUCCUACCAGACAGAAGCCACAGUUUGAAUCCAUAUUGGCAGAUCCUUGGCAUCCUUCCUUCUCCUCCGGGGCGCAGUCUCCUUGUUUCGUGACAGAGCCUCUAGGCCGAUGCACGCAGCCAGAGAUCUCUGACAAGAGAAAGGAACACGGAGGCUUCCUGGUUGUUCUAGGGAUGCUAGCAUCAGGGCUUUUUGGUGUGCAUCAGAGAGCAUCAGUUGAGCCCCGGAACACGAGGGGGCAGUAAUCAAGGGCAGUGCUGAGCAUGCGCAGAGUGUAUUUUUCCUCGCACUGCCAUGUGACUGCAACAAGCACAGGUGUGGGAUUAGGGAACUGGCUAGCAGAACUUAUAGAGUGAGGUUUACAAGCAGCUGUGAGCCCCCAGCACCUUUUCUCUCUCUCUUAAUUAAACACUGGAGAUUUGGAGGCUGUUGUCUCAAGACGGCUGGGGCUGGGGGAAGAGGGUCACAGCGUUCUGCUUUUGGUUUUGGCUAGUUUCUUAUGCCUUUCAACCAGGGGCAGGGGGGGGUGACUGUUUUCAGCCCAAGGGCCACAUUCCCUAGUGGGUAGUUCUCCAGGGACCACAUGCCAGUGGAGGAUGGGGUAAGAGGUCAAAGUGGGUGGAGCAGUGGAUAGGAUUAUUUCCUUUGUCUGGUCAGCUAUGUACCAGCCAUGGAAAAAUCGGAGGUUUAUGCACACACACCUCUCUCAGACAAGCAAGCAAGAGGCAUCGGGGCAGUUCAAGAACAUAUUCUAGCUGGGCAAAAGCACUCAGGAAGAAUAUGGAACAGGACUGGCAGACAGCAUGGCCUGGAGAGACCUGCAAGAGCUAGACAGAGAGCAGGAGGACGUUUGGCCCUUGAGAUUCCCCACCCUGCUUUGAACUGUGGCUGAGUCCUGGAAGGUGUGAAGAACUAAAGGAGGGUGCCCCUGAGCACAGGCAGAGUGCAUUUCCUGCUCUCUUUCCAAUCACUGCCAUCUCCCUCGCUCGCUGUCAUUCCUCCCUGCACCUUUAACUGUGGCUGAACCCUGGAAUAAUGAAAGGCUCCUCAGACUUCCACGUGCCAUGCGCAUGCGCCAUAGGCAGAAGCUCCACAGGGGCAGCUUCCCCCUCCAUGGAGUUGGCGUGACGGGGAAACAUGUUAACCUGAUGAAUUUCUGCCACCAACAGCCCAACAUAGCCUCUGGUAGGGACAAGGUGGAAACACAUUGGCGUGGAGGGCAGGAAAGCCUUCUGCACAUGCUCAGAGUCUAUAUUAUUAUUAGCAGUAAUUAUUAUUAUUAUUAACAACAAAACAAUAGCAAUAUUAAUACUAAAUACUACUACUACUACUACUAAUAAUAAUAAUUUUGCUUAUUCUGGAGAUGAGUCCUUCCUCCAGUUGAUUCCUGAGUUCCUUUCGCCCCAGGGUCUAGCCCCUGGUGUGUCAUUUAUUUUUCCGGCACUGAUGCCAGAAAAGAUUAAAAGACUUUCUAUAGGGGGGGGAAACACCACACAACUCAGCGCUGAUUACCAGGGAGGAGAACGGGUGGGUGAAAGAGGAUGGCAGACGGAGACUGCGUCAAAGAUGAAGUCAUAUCCCAGGAGACCAUCGCCAAAGGCACUCAAAAGGAUGUAACUGGAAGCGCUGAGAUACAACCUCUGAUUUGAUUUGAUUUUUUUGAAGGCAGGGAGGCAUACAAGGCCGGCUUCAUCAAGCUGUGCCCCUCUCUUGGAUGAGCUCAUCCCUCAUGGGUCAACAAAAUGCAGGUCAUUGAUCCAUCUGGGGAGCCCAUGCGACUCUCUGGCAUGCCACUGAGUGCAGGGUUGGAGAAAUCUCAGGACUGGGGGCCAAAAGCACCUUGAAUGUUUGGACUCAAGCCCAGAGCGGAUGCACUGCCCUCAGAGCCGCCACUGGCCUGACUUCACCCCCUCCUUCAGUUGUUUUUUCGCCUGGCUGCGAUGUGACCUUGACCUCUGAUCCUGCCUCUUGGGUGCCUGGAUGGGGGCUAGGUGAGUGUGCGUAGAAACUAGCCUACUGUAACAUUUGUCACUCUGCCCACUCUUCCCCCGUCCCCGCCCACCACUGGCAUGUGGCCCUCGAAAGGUUGUGCAGGAAGGAAUGCGGCCCUUGGGGUGAAAAAGGUUCCCCAACCCUCCCUUCUGGUCUGCUGGGGGCUCAGCUGAGCUACGCAGGUCUUGUCCGGAUCCUGGAAAGCAGGGCUGUGGAGUCGGUACGCCAAACCUUCGACUCUGACUCCUCUAUUUUUCUACUGUCCGACUCCACCCAAAAUUGCUUCCAACUCCACAGCCCUGGAAAGGAGCAUUUUUAUCGCUGCUUGAAUAUGUGCUGAUCUUGACAUCACAGCACUUAUCUUCAUCUGGGUCUUGUGUCAUACACUGACACACAAAAUGUUUUCCAUCUUGCGUUAUGGUGAAAUGCUCAACCACAGCUGUCUUCAUGGGAAGCUUCUUUGACAUUUUGAAUUUAUAUUUUAAAAAAUUUGUCAAUCAGAAUUUAUUUUGAAGACGGAGUUGGAGUCGGUACAUUUCUACCGACUCCGACUCCACCCAAAAUUGCUUCCAACUCCGACUCCGACUCCAUGACUCCGACUCCACAGCCCUGCUGGAAAGCCCCUGCUGGAUCAGACCAAGAAGGGUCUAUGCCACCCACAACAAGACACUCCUGAGAAGGGCAGAAGCCCUGGCCACCUGGUCCAAGUUGGGCCGUAAGGUGGAGACAGAGGGAGAUGAAGUUCUGGCCCUCAAUGAGCCAAAAAGGUUCCCCACCCUUGUGCAAUAUACCCUUCACAGCACAGACUCCCACACGCUUCCCAGGGCCCCCAGUCUGCUCAUACUGAAUGCACUUGCUCCUGUUAAGAAUGGUAGAGCUGGAAGGAACCUUAGAGAUCAUCCAGCCCAACCCACUACUCAGUACAGGAUCUGCCAUGCAGGACUCUUGUCAUUACAGCACCCACCACAGGCAGGAGUUUUCCAGCCUCAGCUUAAAGUAUCUCCAGCAAAGGAGAGUCCACCGCCCCCAUUCCACUGUCAAGUAGUUCUAACUGUGAGGAAGUUUCUCCGAAUGUUUACCCGAAAUCCGCCUCGCUGCCAUUUCCACCUGUUGGUUCCAGUCCUGCUCUCCGGAGCAAUAAGAGUGCAUGCUUGCGCCAUCUUCCUCUUGACAGCCUUCCACGUGCCUUUCUUUUCCCAUUUUCAACCUGCCUUCUGUUUAAAGGCACAAGAGCAGGACUGGAUUGUUUAAUUUUUAUUUUUGGACGCUCCAAGAAGGAACAUUGCCAAACUCUGUGUCAGCCCCUCCUCCUCUGCCCUUAACAGCAGGCCGUUCAGCAGUCUUCAAGGAGACCUGAAUUGAUCGCCGCGCCCGCAAAGAGCUUCACCCUGCUAACAACAGAAGAGCAAACCAGGGUUUAUUUCCCAGUCAGUUGGCAACUCCACAAAGAAGCAGCCAUGAUGUCGUCGUCUUUAUUUAAAUAAAACUGGGAGGGCGUG
Molecule: messenger RNA, 4984 nt
Organism: Rhineura floridana
Lineage: Eukaryota; Metazoa; Chordata; Lepidosauria; Squamata; Rhineuridae
Gene: CREB3L4
Product: cAMP responsive element binding protein 3 like 4
Exons: 10
Coding region: 166-1479 (437 amino acids)
Biological process (GO): regulation of transcription by RNA polymerase II
Cellular component (GO): nucleus
Molecular function (GO): RNA polymerase II cis-regulatory region sequence-specific DNA binding; DNA-binding transcription factor activity, RNA polymerase II-specific
Source: RefSeq, a predicted model, not a curated record